GUCCCCGUAAUGCAUGUAUUCCAUGACUUCAGGACAUCAUAUGUCGGAGAUGGCUAGGUCGCCAAUGUGCGCAGAGCCCCAGCCGAACCCGCGUCACUUAUGACUGUUCCAUCACAAGCACGUCCAUGCCUUCCGUCAGAGUCAAAGGGUACAAGAUGGUAUUUGCCCCGAACGAGGUGCUUGACUCGGACAAGCUGGCCUGGAGCCUGAUCUGCGUACUUUGAUCCGAUAGCGAGUAGACGAUCAACGCGAACACGACGUACCUAGUCUCCUUGGAUGAGGACCUUGCUUAUGGAGUACCAGGCGCGAAUGACGCAGCAUGCAAGAUUCCUCGGAGCAAGUAUGCGUCCACGCUCGCGCCGCGCCCCGCGGACUGCAGCGGUUUUCAUCGUUCGUAAGCGAUAGCACAAGCUCUUGACAUGGUUGAUUAAUGUAUACCACCGUACAGAGCGGGACGUUAGUGUCUUCCGCACAGGUACUGAUCUGUGUACGGCUGGUACCAAAUGGCAUCGGGCCCGGGCUUCUGCUGUGGGUUUUGCCGUCCGGAGCCUGGACCACGCUAUGGGCCCGCACUUUCGCGGCUUCCGACGAUCCCCAAUUCAGCGUCGCAGAUGUCUUCGUCCGUUGGCGAUCCCGACGAUCCACGCUCGAUGAAGCACAAGUUUCACUGUGUUUUUGUGCAUGACGCAGGUCGAGGAUGCGCUCAGUAUAUCACGGUAGAAGAGCGUCGAGUUUUCUUCCUCACACCGUGUCGUGGUAUCCACGAGAUCGAGUUCAAAUAUAGGUCCAGCUACGCCGUCCGAGCAAACAGCAUGCACAGCGAGUCUCCCGGAAGAAGACCACUGCGGUAAGGGCCCUACGGCGAAGUCCCGGAUCUCGGUCCUUGUCGCAGUCUUGCGCGUGAGUACGAACGCGCACCAGGUCGAUGUGCUGCGAUAACCCGAUCCGCAUGAAGGU
Trametes versicolor FP-101664 SS1 is the source of this 957-nucleotide messenger RNA. RefSeq lists its product as uncharacterized. The transcript has 7 exons. The record is from RefSeq and is a predicted model, not a curated record. Lineage: Eukaryota; Fungi; Basidiomycota; Agaricomycetes; Polyporales; Polyporaceae. The coding region runs from base 504 to 851 and encodes 115 amino acids.